AAAAAAUUCUAACGGCUAUCGUGAAAUUUUUGAACUAAAAAAGUUGACUCUACCACAACUCGAUUGUCCUACACGGUGGGGAUCGACAUAUAAUAUGGUAGAAAAAGUUUAUGCAGCCAAGGAAGUUUUGGACAACGUAGAGUCUGUACAAAAUAAAUCUUUAGAUGAGAAUUUUGAAUUAUGCGAUGAAUUUUGGGAGUUUGUGAAGAGUUAUUCUACUGUGUUUGAACCAUUACAACGAACAAUCAUAAAAUUUCAAGAAGAACAUCUGCAUUAUGGAAAUUUUUUUGCACAGUGGAUGAAGUGCAAUCUUAUAACCAAAAAAAUUGUAAAUGAUUUUGAUGAUAAAAGUUCUCUUGUAAAUAAAAUUGGAACGAAUUUGUUGCAUAAUAUAGAAGUGAGAACUGUAAAACUUCUAACAAACAAAAGCUUAAACGCAUGUUUGUAUUUGGACCCACGCUUUAGCCAUACAUUGACUGUAGAGCAAAAAAACGAAGCUGUUCUGUUUUUAAAACGACUAUAUAAUAGACUGACAGCACUGAACUCAGGUUUCCUGAUUGAUAAGAAGAAUUCAGCCACAAAUUGUACACAAAUGGAAGAUACUCUCGAAUAUGAGGAUAGGUACCUUAAUGAUUAUCUUUCUAACCACUUCGAAGCUCAAAGUAAUAAUAACAUGGACGUCUACACCAAAAUUGAAAUUUUGAAGUUACCUUUUCAACGUGUUGAUAUAAAUGUAUUGGACUUUUGGAAGGAAAGACAGUUUGCUGAUCCAGAAUUACAUGCGCUUGCGAAUAUAUGUUUUGCAAUUCCACCAACUCAGGUUACCAUCGAGCGUGCUUUUUCGUCACUAAAAUUGAUAUUAUCUGAUCAACGAAAUCGUCUUAAUCAUGAAACUUUAGAAAACAUUCUCAUGGUUAAACUAAAUCCGCAAUUUUUGGACCAUGCUAUUGAUGAUAUGCCGUUGUUUCAACCUCCUGAAUGGGAGUUAAAUUUAGAAGAAUAA
Teleopsis dalmanni is the source of this 1003-nucleotide messenger RNA. RefSeq lists its product as uncharacterized. The record is from RefSeq and is a predicted model, not a curated record. Gene Ontology annotation, molecular function: protein dimerization activity. The coding region runs from base 95 to 1003 and encodes 302 amino acids. The transcript is spliced from 2 exons. NCBI's taxonomy places the organism in Eukaryota, Metazoa, Arthropoda, Insecta, Diptera, Diopsidae.